Molecule: messenger RNA, 1470 nt
Organism: Naegleria gruberi
Lineage: Eukaryota; Heterolobosea; Eutetramitea; Acrasida; Naegleriidae
Exons: 1
Coding region: 1-1470 (489 amino acids)
Source: RefSeq, a predicted model, not a curated record
AUGCACGACGAUGAAUGGUAUCAAGUUAUUGACUUUCUUACGGAGAGUGAUUUUCCAUCUUUCCUCUGUGUCUGUUCUGAAUGGAACAAAUUACUAAAUUUUUGUAUGCAAAAAUCCUGGUUUUGGAUGGAUAGGCAUAUUCGGUUUCUAAAUACUCGAAUUAAACUAUAUUCAGGUUUAAUUGCCGUGGAUUCGAGUCAUUAUAGUGGAAUGAGAAGAUUUCUAAAGAUGAGAAUUGAUCAUCACUUGAGGAAACUAAAAGAAUUGAGAGAGGAAAGGAAGAUGAAUUAUAUUAAUUUUAAAGGGAAACAUUUUAUCGCAGUGAAAAAGUAUGAAGAUUCUAAUAAUUGCAAGCAAAUGAUUGAUUAUUUGAAAUAUAGACCCACUGCUGAAAAAUUGAGUUUAGAAUGCUUUUUAAAGAGGGAUACUAGCAAGUUGGUUUCGUACAAGUUUGGUGAAAUUUUCCAGUACAUGUUUGAGAACUAUAUGAACAGUUAUCAUUACAGGAAAGUGACAAUGGAUGAAAUGACCAAUUGCAUAAUACCAGACCUUAUUUUACAAAGGGAAGUUUCCAGUUUGCAAUUUUGGGAUGCACUACUUAACAAUCAUCCCAAGUUGAGGUUUGAUUCAGGAUCUACCUUUUUAGACUUUUUCACUUGCAUUCUAAAUGCAAAAUCAAAUAGUGAUAAUCUUGACGAAUUAGUAAUGAAAUUCUUGAAGUCUAAUGAAUAUAAUGGAUUGGAUAUACUCUCUGUUCCAAUUCAGUUAAGGUUUGCUAGAAGAGUAGCUAAAAUAUUGAAAGAGAAUAAUGUAUCAUUUAUACAUUCCCGAGUUGGAUAUAGCUCAAGGAGAUUUAGAGAUAUAUCAAUCACUAAUCCAGUCUUAUCUGAAUAUUUGGAAUAUCUGUCAAGUAACAGAGUGAUGCUUUCAGAUUUCCUUCAUGAGGAAUUUAUAUUUGUGGGAGGAGUUUACAAGUACUAUUUAUUUGCCGAUUACAAGGUUGAUAUUUGUGGUAAAAGUUCAAAUGGAGUUAAUUGGAUUAUCAAUCUUGUUGAUAACUUCCCAACAGUAGAUGUCAUUUAUUUCUUUACAAGUACUUCUUUUAAGGGAAUGAGACUUGAUUGGACAAAAAUCGACCCAAGCAGAAAAAUACUCGAUCGACUUAUUCUUGGAGCAAAGGAUCCAUCAGAAAGAUUAUCGAUCAUUAAGGGAUUUCACAAUAAGAAUGUAGACUUUUCAGAUUUAUUACUUGCGAAAAUUAUUGACAGUAGUGUGUAUGGAAAUGAUAAGAAAUCUUCAAUCAUUCGUGAGACUAUUGAGUAUCUAUUACCUAUUAUUACUUUUGAGAAUUCAAAUGAACAAUUUAAACAGUAUUAUGACAUGAAUGUCAACAAGGUAAAAGGGAAUAAUUGGAACGGAACAGAUUUCAGAUUAGAAUUGUGUUUUAAGGUUUGGAAAAUUAUUGGAUGA